AGAGGAGGAGCCUGUGGGGUGUGGGACUCCAGACAAAGGAGACAUAUACUCACUGACACUGGAUCACUGGAGCAAAAGGAGAGGCACAAGAGACAAUCCUCAACGACUUUCUUUUUUGUGUUUUGGAAAAGUUUGUAUUUUUUUUUGUUUGCCAGCUGUAUGGAUUCCUUUGUGAGUUAAGAUAUGUUUGUGCUGGAGUAGUUCUUCCCAUAUCCUGUCUGUAGCGUGUAGAAGUGUGUGGGUUAGUAUGUUUGGGAUGGAAAAGUGGGGCUGGCACAACCUACACAUCUGCUCUUAGCUUUACGCCAUGGGGGGUUGCCAUAGUUACCCCUCGGCUACGAAGGCAGACAGUCAGACUCUUCAGCCUUCUGACAUCAGCUGUGAAAAACUGGGAAUUAAUAACAAUAAUCUGGAGGAGCGGCCAUAUCUGCAGCAGCAGUUUGUGUGUCAGCAGAUCCCACACACAGACAUGUUUGCCCUCACAGCACUGCCGCCUGGCAUCGACAAGGCGGAGUGGCUUGCCAGCAACACUGUGGCAUUUUUCAAGCACAUAAACCUGUUCUCCAGUGCGCUGUCUGAGUUCUGCACUCCCAGCACCUGCCCAACUGCCUGUGGACCAGACAACACGGUUUAUGUUUGGACCGAUGACCACGGCAGGAAGCUGAAGUGCUCUGCACCACUUUACUUUGACUAUGCCAUGUCAUACAUUCAGGAGCUGCUGACUGAUGAGGAUGUGUUCCCCACAAAAGCAGGUGCAGUGUUUCCAACAGGCUUCGUCUUUCUGGUCCAGAAGGUGUUUUUGCUGUUUUUCAGGACUCUGGCUCACAUUUACUGGUCUCACUACAGACAGACAUUGGCGCUGGGCCUGCACCCACACCUCAACACACUCUUCGCGCAUCUCACACUUUUUUGCCGGCAGCAUUCCCUGUUGGAGCCGGAGGACACUGAGCCAUUGCAGGACCUCAUCACAGCUCUGGGACAGCAUGGCUGGACCUAAAGAGCAAACACGCAUAUUAUACACCCACAUUUUCAUCACACACUUACAUACUUGUUAUGUCUUGUUAAAAAGCUAUAUAGUGUCUCGCUCCACUCUGGGUCAAACUUAAAUUUACUUCACAGUAUGGAUUUUUUUUUUUUUUUUUUAAGUCUGGAGUUUUAAAAUAGACAAUAAAAUACUGUUAACAGUAUUAGGGAGAAUGAAAGAGUCUGUUUUGUAUCAGACAAGAAAAGAAGUAUCUUGCUCCAGUUGUAUAUAGUUGUCGUCAGUUAUUGUGAUACUGUGUGAAUCUGUGAUUUUGCAUUUUAGUGUAUUUCAACAUAAUGGUGCAUUAUUAUAUUUUGUUAAGGUCAAGACCUUCAAGGUCAUUCAAGUCUUCCUCAUAGACUUAAUUCUGUAAUAAAAAAACAACAAAAAGCGUCCAGUUCACAGUCAAUACAAACAAAAUGUGGCGUCAUUACAUUUUGAACAUUUGCAAAAACCCAUAAGGGUGAUGUGUUGAUACAAAUGUGAUUACAUUAGCGUGACUGCAUCAAUAUGGAACGACAAAGCCAAUCUCUGCAUCUGCAUUAUGUGCUCUGUACAUUUAUGACAGGCCAUUUUCUGUAUAUAGAUUUAAAAUAAAAGAUAUAUGCUCUCUUAAUUAUCUAGAAGCCAUCAAAUAACAGCAUGUCUACAUUUAGUUCAAUACGCUGCAACUAUCUCUUGUGUUUUUUCUUGGUCUUGCAGUAACUGCUGGUGCUGUAAAUUCAGCAUGUCUCCAGGUCUUUAGUUUGAGAGCAGCACCACCUGCUGCCAGCACAGGAAAGCAGCAUGUAGUAUGUCAUUUUUUAACCUUAACUGUAAGCUAUAUUGUACUGCAGUCUGUAGGCAUAAUGUUUGUUUUGUUGGCUGCAGCCUAUUGGAUUUGAGAUAAAACAAUGACUAUCCAGGUAAAGUGGUGAGUUUCAGCUUCUAUGAUGUAAAGACAUUAACAUCCAGAUUGUCAUUAUUGUUAGUAACUUUUAAAAUGGCAGGACUCUGUAUCAAAGGGCCAUGAGUCCUACUCUACUCCCCUAUUACAGAUAUGAACACCCUCAAGGACCCUUCAAGCUGGAAAGACAGCACUUACGUUAUCCUUUUGUCAUCUUUUCAUUUCAAAUCUUGGAGUGAAGCCAAAAGAAGAGAAAAUGUGCCACUAAUCAGAAAACAUUCUUCGUCUUCAGAAAUAAAAUU
Molecule: messenger RNA, 2212 nt
Organism: Anoplopoma fimbria (sablefish)
Lineage: Eukaryota; Metazoa; Chordata; Actinopteri; Perciformes; Anoplopomatidae
Product: MOB kinase activator 2
Exons: 5
Coding region: 308-997 (229 amino acids)
Biological process (GO): positive regulation of protein phosphorylation; signal transduction
Cellular component (GO): cytoplasm; nucleus
Molecular function (GO): protein kinase activator activity
Source: RefSeq, a predicted model, not a curated record